CAUUUUGAGAACGGCAAGCAGCGGCGACACAACAUGCGGCCCACCACGUUGCCAAGCCUGUGCGUGUUCGUCGCGUUGGUCCUGCUGUCAACGGAAGCGCGGCCGGCACACAGCGCUCUCAUCUUACCCCUGAUCAUCUUUAAGAAGCUGCCCAAACACAAGUUGCUGGUACCGGUGCCCCUACCACUGCCUCUGCCGAUCCCUAUUCCGCUGAUAAAACCCAAGGUGCUACCGCUGAUCCUGCCAAAGCUGCCCCGGAUCGGGAUCACCCUGCACUUGGGCAAGGGCUCCCCACUGCGACACCUGAGGAUACACCACAAACCGAAGCUGGUGCACCUUGACCACGGCCACGACGACCACGACUACCACCACUCGCACUCGAGCCACCAGCCGCACCACCACCACCACGGGCCGCCGUCGCACUCGGGCGAGGACGAGGUCUACGAAGUCAAGAACCAGCCGCCGCAGUACCCGAGCAAGGACUGGAAGUCGUAGCCCCUUUAUCGAACACUUCCCUAAGAGUCAUCCUCCCACGUCACCGUCCUGACGUCGGCUGUGUCCGGAGUGCGGUCCUACACGUGUAAACAGUUAUAUGGCGUAUCGAGACGACAGGCCGCGUUCGGCCCAGCCACGUGAUGAGUCGGCAACGCGUGGUCUGUAGACGCAAGGCGGGCCAAAAAAAGCGCGAGACACGGUCGACCGAGAGCGAUUAUAAGUGGAUACUAGCACAGGCAGAAGCAGAAAAGAGAGAUAAGGCGGGGAUGUUAGCUAGAAAUGCGCCAGGUUGGCUACACGGGGGAGGGGAACAGAGGAAUACAGAAAACUCAGAGUGAUAUAUGCAAAUGAAGAUGCGCUGAAUGUGUGUACACGAGUUGACGUGGCCACGCAAAGGCGUUCGCGCUAGCGGCAGGGAAAAACACCGACUGAGCGACUGGUAUUUGCGAAUGAGGACGAUGUUCAUGCGGCUGCCGGAAGAGAACUUGGCUUGUUGCAAGAACUGGCGGCUGCAGGUAUACUAAGAUCCGCAGUCUGUGGUUCUGAAAGAAAAGAGCGUGCUCGCCGCGGACGUGCCACGGGCCCCGUAAACCAAAAAAAAACACCAGGUGACAUGGCGCCUGGCCCCACGACCCGUCGUCUGGAUACGCCAUUACAAGAGUACCGCGGGAACAGCGCAUAUAUAAAGUAUUGUCGAGCUAGCCGUGGUACAACUGCCGAACUGGACCACCACUCUAGAUGAGAUGUUACGAACAGGCCGCACAAGACAAACACCCUUGCAGGCUUCGAGCCUGGUCGCUUUGUGAU
Molecule: messenger RNA, 1302 nt
Organism: Dermacentor silvarum
Lineage: Eukaryota; Metazoa; Arthropoda; Arachnida; Ixodida; Ixodidae
Exons: 2
Coding region: 34-495 (153 amino acids)
Source: RefSeq, a predicted model, not a curated record